GUUCCACUGGUAGGCUCUUUGUUGAGAGUUUGAUUACAUUAACUGAGAUGAAGACAACCUUGCUAUUAAUUUUACUUGGUUUGGCCAAGUUUGCUUCAAGUGAAUACACGAUCCUCAACGGGAAACACCUGAUUGUUGGAGUGCAGGAUGCUGAACUUCACCUUAAUGUGGAGAGAAAUAUUUCCGGUCACAUCACCAAGAUCGAUGGAGUGGCGUUUAGGACUCUUGUAGAUUUCGCUAAUCGCUAUAACUUCACGUACUCAAUUCUACAGGUCAACGAUACGCGAUUAGAGAAGCAAAGCAAAGCGCUCCCCGGUCUGGCUUACUAUCUUCAAAAUGGAGAAUGUGAUUUGAUCAUUGGGUCCUUGGUGAUGACGCCUGACCGGUACGCAUUGAUGGAUUUCGCGGAAGGAUACGCCUAUUCAUCCGUCGUUAUUCUCAUCCCAAUGCCGGAAUCAUCAGACAAUGGAGCCGCAAUCGUUCUACCUUUUCAGUUCUCCGUUUGGAUUGGAUUGUUGAUCGUAAUUCCUCUCACGGCUGUAGCAAUCUGUUUUUCAAUUGAACCUGUCAAUCGGAUGACACAGACCGAUGAGAAUGUUACAAUUGAUCAGCCAGUAGUAAGCAACAAAAUUGGCCGUUUUGUAUUGACAACUAGAUUCGCUUUCUCUCAGAUGAUGCGCAUUCUUCUGAAUCAAGGGGCAUACUUUCCACGGAUGCGAACUGCAGCUUAUUUCGUUGUUGGAUCAUGGUGUCUGGGGGCUUUAAUAGUCGUAUGUUCCUAUAACAGUCUCUUGAUUUCUUAUAUUCUGGGAUCCAGCGCUGCUGAACCACUUGUCGACUCUCCCUUGGAACUUGCUCGCAAUUCGAAUGUCCAGCUUAUCGUUGAUAAAGGGCGCGGUGCAGAAUUAAUUCUAUUGUCUGCCAAAAUAGGACUUUACAAACAACUAGGAGAUAAGUUACGAUCCCAGUCGAAAUCCAAUUGCGCAACUCGUCAAGAGUGCAUCGACCUCGUGAAAUCAGGAUCUUAUGCGUAUAUAAAUACCAAACUUGUGGCUAUCAACUUCAUCGACGAAGAUUACAUUGCGACUGGAAAAUGUAAUCUCGCAUUGGCCCACCAGACCGAAUCCAUACCUGGAUCUUUUGCUUGGGCGCUACCCAAAAGAAGCCCUUACACCCGGCUGUUUACCAAAGGAUUCAUGGAGCUGCACGAAGCCGGACGGUUUGAAUUUUGGACUCGGGUGUAUCAGAAAAAAUAUACAAACGCCACUUAUUGUCUAAACGAGGCCCAUAAAAGGCGGGAGCAGCGCAAUCUGUCUAAAAGUAAAACCAAAAUUACCUUGAAUAACUUCUCGGGCGCAUUUUACGUCUUAGCCCUUGGCUACUUCAUUUCUUUCGUCUGUUUUGUGCGAGAAAAUAUUUGUUUUAGACUCAAUAGAUAUAAUCAAAGGCAAAAGAAAAACAACGUCAGACGGAAAGCGCUUACUCCAAAAGCAACGGAUAACCAUCCUCCUGAACGAGGACACAAGUUGGCGCCCAAGAUUUUCGCUUUUAGAUUCGUGCUGUCUGAACACAAAGAAAGGGUUUUGACUUAAAGGAAUCAUAAUGGUUGCAAUGAGGGCGAAAAACGGAGUGGAAAAUGUGUACGAUUACUAGUGAAUGUUGUUACCAUAUACCUGUA
Messenger RNA from Daphnia pulicaria, 1678 nucleotides. RefSeq lists its product as uncharacterized. The coding region runs from base 48 to 1592 and encodes 514 amino acids. The transcript is spliced from 9 exons. Lineage: Eukaryota; Metazoa; Arthropoda; Branchiopoda; Diplostraca; Daphniidae. Gene Ontology annotation, molecular function: glutamate-gated receptor activity. The record is from RefSeq and is a predicted model, not a curated record. Gene Ontology annotation, cellular component: membrane.